Molecule: messenger RNA, 2242 nt
Organism: Manis pentadactyla (Chinese pangolin)
Lineage: Eukaryota; Metazoa; Chordata; Mammalia; Pholidota; Manidae
Exons: 2
Coding region: 1157-2242 (361 amino acids)
Source: RefSeq, a predicted model, not a curated record
UGGGUGUUGAUUUGAAACUCAAAACUGUAGAGCUGAGAGGAAAGAAAAUCAGGUUAUAAAUCUGGGGCGGAGCAGGUCAGGAGAGAUUCGGCAGCAUGACCCCAGCCUAUUAGGGAAGUGCCGGGGGUGUCACAUUAGUCCAUCCCGUCACAAAGGAGAUGUUUGAUGAUGUGCCAGAAUGGGUGAGGGUGACUGAUAAGUGUGCUUCAGGAGAUGCAGAACUUCUCUUAGUUGGAAAUGAGUUGGACGUGAAACUGACAAGGUGGAGAGUUUGCGCAGAAAGUCACUGGGAUGCGAUUCUGCGAAGCGAGCGCCGAGGAUAAUUUCAACGCGGACGAGGUAUUUCUGCAAGUUGUUGAUGACGUUCUGAAAAAGGUGCCUCUGGAUAUUUGAAGGCGUGAGCUGCCCAACAGCACCUUCUCGUUACAACCAGAGCCUGAGGUUCCGCCAGAACUGCCUCCACCGAGGCCGCACGUCCAACGCUGACGACCGGCUACUUCGGAGACAAAGUGGAAACGGAGCCUGGGGAGGGGAGGACUGUCAGUUCUGCACCGCAGUCAUUUUGACAGUUUCCUUUUGCACUUUGUAAUCCAAGUCAGAGCUAUACACUGACUUGUAAAUAUGCAAAUAUGCACUCCUGGGGCAAUUGUAAUUCUUAUGACAUGGGUCGGAUUCCUACCCAGUUGUAUGUAUGUGUACAGCCCCGACUGGACCUGCCUCUGUUUCCCAUCAUAAACCCAUGCCCGGUGGCCGCCUUGCUGUAUUCCCGCCGGGUCUGCUGCCUGCCUGCCUUUGUGAACGGUGUUUUGUGUUGACAGAGCGUCUGCUUUGGGCUCCAGCCCGCAUCUGACCCGGUCACCGGAUCUGCAUAUCCCACCGCUUACUUGACAUCUCCACCUGCCUGUUCCAGAAACACCUCAGACUCGACGGUCUACAGUGAGCCUGUCUCCCCGUGACCGGGAGCUCGUGCUGCCCCCCGUCAGUGACUGCUGUCACUACCUGAGGCCCGACCUGGACGUCUCCUCCCGUCCCCCCAAUCAGCCUCCACGUCCUGCCGACUCUCCACACUGCGCGUGGGCCUGCGCAUUCCGUUUCAGCAGUGCCCCAGUCAGACUCACCUCCCCUCUUGCCUGGGUGGCCCCCAAAGCGUCCCCUGAUGCCCCGUGCCCUCACUGCCCCUUUCCACGUCACUGUGCAGCAGUCAGGCGGGGAGAGCAUUUCAAAAUACAAAUCUGAUCGUGCCAUUGCCGGGCAACAAACUUCUAUUUCCCUCGCUACAAAGUGCAAAAGCCAUCGUGCCAUCUGCAAGGGCCUGAAUAACAUGGCUCCAUGCUGGGCCUUUGGGGUGAAAAUGAAGCAGACGCAGGAGCCCUGCCCUCGUGCACCUCCCAAUCUAGAAAGGGGACCCAAAAAUAAACAAAGCAUGAUUGACAGUUGUGAUUUGUGCUGGGAAGGAAGGAGAGGAGUGUCUUUAUUGGGAAGGGCUGGAGGUGUGGAUGGGCAGGCAGGGAGGCUCCUCUGGGGAGGCACGUGGAGCCAAGACCUAAGGUGUGAGAGGGAGCGAGUUCUGAGCAGAGGACCAGCGUGCGUGAAGGCCUGCGGGUGGAAAGCAGGCUGGAGUCGGAGCGAUGGAAAAGCCAGUGGCAGCAGAGCACGCAGAGGAAGGGAAGGCGGUGCGGGAUGGCUGGGAAGCGGGGCAAGUGCGGGGAGCGGGCUGGUCCCUCCGUGCGCAGGCCGGCCAGCAGGGGAGCGUGGGGCAGCCCGGGAGGCCUGUCGGAGGCAGUGUGGGUCGGGGGCCCCGAGAGCCGGCGCCACUCCGAGGCCCAGAGUAGCGAGGUCACUGGCGCGGUGCAGCAGGACGGAGCCGGUGGUCCGAGCAGCAAGGUCACCUGCCCGGAGCCCAGAGGACACCGGAGUCCAGAUUCUCGGCUUGGGUCCCCGGCAUGACUCAACAAUGAACAAGGCGGUGAGUUUAAGGGUCUCCUUGCUUUUCUUGCUUCUGACAGCAGUGGAUGUUAGACGUGAUCUAAAGCCUGCGUGCCAGCUGGCCCAUUCCGCGUGGUAUCGCGUGGUGGGCGGGCUCCUAAAGGUCCUUGUCUUUGUCCGGGGGCGGUUGUUUUCCUACUGGAAACCCGAGACUAGGGCGCUGGCGUUCAGGGGUCUGUGCGCGGAACGGCCGCUUCGCAGUGAGCUGUCCCCCGAGCUCUCCCCCCAGACCAGGAACGGGGCCACACCUUAUUGA